AUGUGCGCAGAUCGUGGUAACGGGAUCGACAUUUCUCCCAACGUUGACGACAUAGGUUCAGUGUCGGCCACGGCCACGGCCACAGUGUCAAUACCCCAGUACAAAAGGAGCGAGCUGCCCAUCGCAGAGCGGGUGGAAGACCUCCUGUCACGGAUGACACUAGCCGAGAGGGCCGGACUGAUGUUCCACAGCAAGAUCGCCAUGCCUGAUCGUGUCAUAGGAACAACAUCCUCAAUGGGACUGACUCCUCAGAGCGAAACCAACGUGAAACAGCUCCACAUGAAUCAUUUCAACCUCGUGGGCGCCGUGACGGAUGCUCGCGAAACCGCUAGAUGGUAUAACAAUCUGCAGAAACUCGCGGUGGAGGAUACGAGACUCGGAAUACCUGUAACCUUGUCGACGGAUCCAAGAAACCACUUCACCGAGAACGUGGGCACGAGUUUCCUGGCUGGGAAACUCUCCCAGUGGCCCGAGACAUUGGGACUUGCGGCACUACGUGACGAGGCUCUGGUUGAGCGGUUCGCUGACAUUGCGAGACGCGAGUACGUCGCGCUGGGCUUGCGGUGUGCCCUUUCACCACAAGUCGAUCUGGCCACAGAAUACCGAUGGGCUCGUAUUAACGGCACCUUUGGCGAGGACUCAGAGUUGUCGGGAAAGCUGGUACAGGCCUAUAUUCGAGGCUUUCAGGGUGACAAGAUCACGGGGGAGAGCGUCAGCUGCAUCACGAAGCAUUUCCCUGGGGCAGGGCCACAGAAGGACGGCGAGGAUGCCCACUUCGUCUACGGCAAGGACCAGGUCUACCCCGGCGGGCGGUUCGAUUAUCAUCUAGCCCCGUUCAUCAAGGCUAUCGAAUCGGGCACGCGGCAGAUGAUGCCUUACUACGGUAAACCGAUCGGGCUCCAAGGGGAUUUCGCGGAACAGGUGGGCUUCGCUUUUCACCAUGGCGUUAUCACGAAGCUAUUGCGGCAGCAGCUCGGCUUCGAUGGCAUCGUCUGUACAGACUGGGGUCUCAUCACGGACGUCAGCAUCUUGGGUCAAGACAUGCCGGCGCGAGCAUGGGGCUGCGAGGACCUCAGCGAGCGGGAGCGGGUGGUCAAGAUCCUCGAGGCCGGGUGCGACCAGUUCGGUGGCGAGGCGCGGCCGGAGCUUGUGGUCGAGGCGGUCGAGCAGGGGCUGGUGUCGGAGUCGCGCCUCGACCUCUCGGUCCGGCGCCUGUUGGUCGAGAAGUUCGCGCUUGGCUUGUUCGACCGGCCGUUCGUCAACGUCGAGGCCGCGGCCACGAUCGUCGGCCAUCCGAGCUUCGUGGCUGAGGCCAACCUGGCCCAGCGGCGUAGCUACACGCUCCUGGUCAACGGGAAGGACGUGCUGCCACUCGAUCUCGGCACCGUUCAGGGCAAGAAAUUCUAUCUCGAGAACGUCGACCCGGACAUUCUGCGGACGAAAUGCGGCAGGGACAUAACCAUCGUCGCGAUGCCCGAGCAGGCGGACAUUGCGCUCCUGCGUCUCCGCGCCCCCUUCGAGCCUCGACCCGGAGGAUUCGAGGCCCACUUCCACGCCGGGUCGCUGGAAUUCACGCCCGAAGAACGCCGGCGACAGCAUCACGUCUACGCUGUCUCCCCACUCAGCGUUGUGGACAUCUAUCUCGACCGGCCGGCCGUGGUGACCGAGAUCGCCGAGCAAGUUUCAGGAAUGCUCGUCAACUACGGGAGCAGCGUCGAGGCGUUUAUAGAUGUGAUCUUUGGGUUUGACGGAGUCGAGCCCGAGGGGAAGUUGCCCUUUGAUUUGCCCCGAUCAAUGGCCGCGGUGGUGGAGAGUGAUGAAGAUGUGCCAUACGCCACCAAGAAUCCUGUGUUUCGAUUCGGAGACGGGUUGAGCUAUCGUCGUCGGGAGUAA
Fonsecaea nubica is the source of this 1893-nucleotide messenger RNA. RefSeq lists its product as hypothetical. Bases 1 to 1893 code for a protein of 630 amino acids. The record is from RefSeq and is a predicted model, not a curated record. Gene Ontology annotation, biological process: glucan catabolic process. The transcript has a single exon. Gene Ontology annotation, molecular function: beta-glucosidase activity. NCBI's taxonomy places the organism in Eukaryota, Fungi, Ascomycota, Eurotiomycetes, Chaetothyriales, Herpotrichiellaceae.